AUGUUUCGAGGGUCUCGGAUCUUUCUUUGCACAAUUAACGUCGCCUCUGGCGUAACGGGUGCUGCUGCUGCUACUACUACAACUACCACUUCUGGUAAUGCCGGUACUUCUUCGCAUAAUAAAAUUGCACGACCAUUGUAUUUGGAUGUUCAGGCAACGUGUCCAUUGGAUCCACGUGUGCUUGAUAAGAUGAUGCCUUACUUGACAGAGUGUUAUGGGAAUCCCCAUAGCCGAACUCAUAGUUAUGGUUGGAAAGCAGAAGAUGCGGUGGAGAAGGCUCGUGCACAGGUAGCAGAUCUUAUUGGAGCUAGUCCAAAAGCUGUAUUCUUUACUAGUGGUGCAACAGAGUCUAAUAAUAUUGCCAUUAAGGGAGUGGCUAACUAUAAUAAAGGAAAAAAGAAUCAUAUUGUAACACUUCAGACAGAGCAUAAAUGUGUUCUUGAUUCUUGUCGUUAUUUGGAGAUGGAUGGAUUUGAAGUGACAUACUUACCUGUUGAAAAGAAUGGUCUUGUUAAUCUUCAAACUCUAGAGGAAGCAAUUCGACCAACUACUGCCCUUGUUUCUUGUAUGUAUGUGCAUAAUGAGAUUGGUGUUAUUCAACCUAUAAGUGAAAUUGGUAAGAUAUGCCGAAAAAAGAAGGUUUUCUUCCAUACAGAUGCUGCCCAAGCGUUAGGUAAAGUACCUAUUGAUGUGGAGCGUGAUAACAUUGAUCUUAUGUCACUUUCAUCACAUAAAAUAUAUGGACCUAAAGGAUGUGGUGCUCUUUUCUUAAGACGUCGUCCACGUGUACGUGUGCGUUCGCCUAUCAGUGGUGGUGGUCAAGAACGUGGUGUACGAAGUGGGACGAUCGCAACAGCGCAAGUAGUUGGCAUGGGUGCCGCCUGUGAAAUAGCAAAGGCGGAAAUGGAGCGUGAUAGAACCCGAAUUAAGGCACUUUCUAAACGGUUACUAGAGGGUUUGCAGAGUCGUUUACCACACAUAACUGUUAAUGGAGACUUGCAUCAACGUUAUCCUGGUAAUCUCAACAUUAGCUUUGCCUGUGUGGAGGGCGAAAGUCUUUUGAUGGGUAUGAAAAAUGUGGCUGUCUCAAGCGGAAGUGCCUGUACAAGUGCUUCACUGGAACCCAGUUAUGUUCUCCGUGCACUUGGCAUUGAUGCUGAAAAUGCGCAUACUUCAAUUCGAUUUGGUAUUGGACGUUUUACCACAGAACGAGAAAUUGAUUUCACCAUUGAGGAGUGUGUUCGUAAUGUUGAGCGGCUGCGGGAGAUGUCGCCUCUGUGGGACCUGCUGCAAGAGGGAAAAGGAUUGUCGGAUGUACAGUGGCGGUAA
Molecule: messenger RNA, 1329 nt
Organism: Trypanosoma theileri
Lineage: Eukaryota; Euglenozoa; Kinetoplastea; Trypanosomatida; Trypanosomatidae
Product: cysteine desulfurase
Exons: 1
Coding region: 1-1329 (442 amino acids)
Biological process (GO): [2Fe-2S] cluster assembly
Cellular component (GO): mitochondrion; cytosol
Molecular function (GO): cysteine desulfurase activity; pyridoxal phosphate binding
Source: RefSeq, a predicted model, not a curated record